Molecule: messenger RNA, 1539 nt
Organism: Rodentolepis nana
Lineage: Eukaryota; Metazoa; Platyhelminthes; Cestoda; Cyclophyllidea; Hymenolepididae
Source: the annotation of a GenBank genome assembly
AUGGAGUCGAUCGCGAAUAAGAAGGUUUGCUAUUAUUACGAUGUAUUAUUGCGUAUUGUUCUCGCUCAUUUACUUUUACUUCUUCGCCAAGGCGAUAUCGGUAACUAUUACUACGGACAAGGCCAUCCGAUGAAGCCCCAUCGCAUCCGCAUGACUCAUAAUCUCCUUCUCAACUACGGUCUAUAUCGAAAAAUGGAGGUUUAUCGACCUGCCAAGGCAAAUCAAGAAGACAUGACAAAGUUUCAUAGUGAUGAGUACAUUAAUUUCCUUCGCUCAAUACGUCCUGACAAUAUGGUGGAUUAUACUAAGCAAAUGCAACGCUUUAAUGUUGGAGAAGAUUGUCCCGUUUUUGACGGUCUCUUUGAAUUCUGCCAACUUUCUGCUGGUGGAUCAGUUGCUGGUGCAGUAAAAUUAAACAAGCAGCAAACCGACAUUGCCAUCAAUUGGGGUGGUGGACUUCAUCAUGCCAAAAAGUCUGAGGCCUCUGGGUUCUGUUAUGUUAACGACAUUGUGAUGGGCAUUCUGGAGUUGCUUAAGUACCACCAACGUGUUCUUUAUGUGGAUAUUGAUAUUCAUCAUGGUGAUGGUGUUGAGGAGGCCUUUUAUACAACCGAUCGUGUGAUGACAGUUAGUUUCCAUAAGUAUGGUGAAUAUUUCCCUGGAACUGGUGAUCUUAAAGAUAUUGGCGCUGGUCGUGGCAAACAUUUCGCUGUCAACUGCCCACUUCGUGAUGGCAUGGAUGAUGAAUGUUACCAGGGGAUUUUCAGACCAGUUAUCUCUAAGGUUAUGGAGACGUUUCGUCCUGGUGCUGUUGUCCUUCAGUGUGGUGCUGAUUCUCUCAGCGGGGACCGUCUUGGGUGCUUCAAUCUAAGUCUUAGGGGUCAUGGAAAGUGUGUUGAGUUCUUGCGUUCUUUUGAUGUUCCUCUUCUUAUGCUUGGUGGGGGUGGCUAUACUAUUCGCAAUGUUGCACGUUGCUGGACUUAUGAAACCUCAAUUGCUCUCAAUACCGAAAUACCAAAUGAUCUGCCUUAUAAUGACUACUAUGAGUACUUUGGUCCCGAAUUCAAGCUUCAUAUUAGUCCUAGCAACACGCCUAAUAUGAAUUCUCCUGAGUACAUCGAUCGGGUUAAGAGCAAGCUGUUUGAAAACCUCAGAAUGCUUCCUCAUGCGCCCAGUGCUCCAAUGAUUGACAUCCCUCCUGAUGCUGUUGACGUAGAGGAGCAGGAAAAGGAAGCGAUUGAAAACGAGGAUCCUGAUAAGCGUAUCUCUAUUAUGGCUUCUGAUAAAUCCACUCACAAAGACAAUGAAUACUACGAUUCGGGUGAGGAAGACGGUGUUGGUUUGUCGGUUCCUCCAAAAGGUACAAAGACCUCCAAGGACGUCCAGUCCUAUCGUUCUGCACCCAAGCGUCCUCGUGUUGAAUGUGGUGACAGUAGUGCGAUGGACGUUGAUGAGAGUGGAAAGGAAAGUGGUGCUGGUGAUGAUUGCAAUAAUGAAGGUUCAUCAACAGCUGAAUCAAAUAAUGCGGCAGCUUUGUAA